Molecule: messenger RNA, 2456 nt
Organism: Peromyscus californicus insignis
Lineage: Eukaryota; Metazoa; Chordata; Mammalia; Rodentia; Cricetidae
Gene: Daxx
Product: death domain associated protein
Exons: 8
Coding region: 100-2304 (734 amino acids)
Molecular function (GO): histone binding
Source: RefSeq, a predicted model, not a curated record
UGCGGGGGGGGAAGGAAGGCGGAGGGAACCAUGCGAGGUUCUGUGAUCCGCGGUGAGGGGAGCCUCGAGAGGCCGUUUCAGAGGGGGGUUUGAUCCCCCAUGGCCGCCGCUGACAGCAUCAUUGUGCUGGAUGAUGACGAUGAGGACGAACCAGCUGCUCAGCCAGGGCCCUCCUGCCCGCCCUCCAAUCCUGUCUCGCCAAGGCCAGAAGCCUCUGGUCCCUCUGAGUCCCACGGGGAUGGAAGGAACAGUCACUCAGGUGGCAGGAAGUGCUACAAGUUGGAGAAUGAGAGGCUGUUUGAAGAGUUCCUUGAACUGUGUAAGAUGCAGACUUCGGACCACCCUGAGGUGGUUCCGUUCCUCUACAAACUGCAGCAGCGUGCCCAGUCUCUGUUUCUGGCCUCAGCGGAGUUCUGCAACAUUCUGUCCCGGGUUCUGUCUCGGGCUCGGAACCGGCCGGCUAAGCUCUAUGUCUACAUUAACGAGCUCUGCACUGUUCUUAAAGCCCAUUCAAGUAAGAAGAAGCUGAACUUGGCUCCUGUACCCUCAGCGCCCAGUGAGCCCUCCGGUGAUAACCCUCCCACAGAUCCCUCCUCGGACCUUACAAAUGCUGAAGCCGCUGCCCCCGAGGCUUCAAGGACCCGAGGUUCCCGGAGGCAGGUCCAGCGCUUGGAGCAGCUGCUGGCGCUGUACGUAGCAGAGAUACGGCGGCUGCAGGAGAAGGAACUGGAUCUGUCAGAACUGGAUGACCCUGACUCCACGUACCUGCAGGAGGCCCGCUUGAAGCGGAAGCUGAUCCGCCUCUUCGGGCGGCUGUGUGAAUUGAAGGACUGCUCUUCUCUGACGGGCCGGGUCAUAGAGCAGCGGAUCCCCUACCGCGGCACCCGCUACCCUGAGGUCAACAGGCGCAUUGAGCGCCUUAUUAACAAGCCAGGGCCUGAUACCUUUCCUGACUAUGGAGAUGUGCUGAGGGCUGUGGAGAGGGCAGCGAACCGGCACAGUCUCGGCCUUCCCCGACAGCAACUCCAGCUCAUGGCUCAAGAUGCCUUCCGGGAUGUGGGUGUCAGGUUACAGGAAAGGCGCCACCUUGACCUCAUCUACAACUUUGGCUGCCAUCUCACAGAUGACUACAGGCCAGGCAUUGACCCCGCACUGUCAGAUCCCACACUGGCUCGACGCCUUCGGGAAAAUCGGACCUUGGCCAUGAGCCGCCUGGAUGAGGUCAUCUCCAAAUAUGCAAUGAUGCAAGACAAGAGCGAGGAGGGGGAGAGACAGAGGAGAAGGGCCCGGCUCCUAGGCACCCAUCCUUCAGGUUCCCCUAAAGUCUCCUUGGAUUCUGGUGAGGGUCCUAGUGGAACGGCCUCCCAGGAGUGCCCUACUACCUCUAAAGCUGAGUCUGAUGAUGAUGAUGAUGAAGAAGAAGAAAGUGAGGAGGAGGAGGAGGAGGAAGAGGAAGAAGAGGAUGAGGAAGAGGUCACUGAAGAUGAAGAUGAGGAUCUAGAACAGUUGCAGGAAGAUCAGGGGGGUGAUGAAGAAGAGGAGGAAGAAGAAGGAGAUAAUGAAGGAGAGAAAAGCCCCGAGUCCCCAUCACACAUCCCCACUAGGAGGAACUCAGAACCUAUAAAAGGGUCUCCAGGGGAGCAGCAAGACAAAGGACUGACAGGGACACCAGCAUCACCGCUGGCAGAACCCCCAGACCCUCCCAGCAUAGAUGCUGAGAGCAGCGGGGAACAGCUCCAAGAGCCGCUCCUGGAAGAAGAGAGCCCUCGGUCCCAGCUCUUUGAGCUAGAGAUGGAAGCCUUGCCCGAGGGUACCACCCCAUCCCCCGAGGAAAGGGACAUUUCCUCUUCCAGGAAACAGUCAGAAGAUUCCCUCCCCACCAUCUUGGAAAAUGGGGCUGAUGUGGUUACCUCUACAUCCUUCAAUGGGCGUGUCUCUUGCCACACUUGGCGAGAUUCCAGUCCCCCGUACAAGAGAUCAAGGAAGGAAAAGAAGCAUCUGGGGUCUGGACCAUUAGAAAACAGCUACACAGAGAAGCAGGCGGCUCAGCAGGGAAAUGGGAAGAAGGUAUGGACCCCGCCUACUCGGUCUUCCCCCUUGACCUCCAUGGCUCCUGUUGCUGAUUCCUCCACAAGGGUGGACUCUCCCAGCCAUGGCCUGGUGACCAGCUCCCUCUGCAGCCCUUCUCCAUCCCUGAUAUCCCAAACUCCCCAAUCUCAGUCUCCCCGGCCUUGUAUUUAUAAGAUGAGUGUGGCCACACAGUGUGAUCCCGAAGAGAUCAUCGUGCUGUCAGACUCGGAUUAGCAGCCUCCCGCUCUCCCUGCCUCCAGAAUGUGAGGGAUGCCUGAGCAAUGGGCUGAGCUCCUCCCCUUUUGGUGUUUGUUUUGACAGAAAAUCAGAUGUUUUAAGUUUUACACAGACACAUUAAUAAACAAUGAAUUUCUUUUCUUACUGUA